This is a messenger RNA of Trifolium pratense (red clover), 669 nucleotides long. Its product is annotated as putative B3 domain-containing protein At1g78640. The transcript has a single exon. The record is from RefSeq and is a predicted model, not a curated record. The coding region runs from base 1 to 669 and encodes 222 amino acids. NCBI's taxonomy places the organism in Eukaryota, Viridiplantae, Streptophyta, Magnoliopsida, Fabales, Fabaceae. Gene Ontology annotation, molecular function: DNA binding.
AUGGUUCACUGUAAUUCUUGCUCCUCCUGCUUGACCGAUGAUGUUUGUCAUCUACACCUAACACUUCCUUCUUGCUCCAAUACAAAACAAAAACAACACUCCAAUAAGAAACGAAAACAAGGCCAAGAAGAAGAAACCCAACAACAAACCAAAAAUGUUGUUGGGACAAAUUGGGAUGUUUGCGAUUAUGAUAUUUCAUUGAAGAAGGAAAAGAGUGAUCCUGGCAACGGGAUAAUUUGGGGCUAUUGCGAAUAUGAUCUUCCAUUGAAGAAGAGAAAGAUCAAUAGGGGAGAUCAAGAAACUAAGAAGACGGGUAAUGUUGAUGAUGAAUGGGAGAUCAAGAAGGUGCUUGAAAAGAGCGAUGUUUGUCGCGCUUUGAGUAGACUUAUGUUGAAGAAAGAAUUGACUCAAGAGUUUGUGAUUCCGAUGGGGUUGGGUGGUGCUAAAGCUGCCAAGCAUAAAGGUGUUGAAGUAAAAGUAUGGGACGUUGACACAAAGUCUCUUCAUUCUCUCGUUUUCAAGAUAUGGACUUCCGCACAAUGCCACGUUUUCAAUAAGAGAUGGUUCAAAGAUUUUGUUCUUAGAAGGGAAUUAAAGAAAGGAGAUCAAAUUGGCUUACAUUGGGAUCAAGAUAACGGACGCUUUAACUUUUCCGUAAUUAGUUUAUAA